CACAACUUUAACCUCCUUUAACAUACUGUGUUCAUAUUAGUUACAUGACGUAAAAAAAAAACGAGUCAUAAUGUAAAAAUGCUCUGAAAAUCACUUCAAACAUUGACAUCUAAUACCCAAGCAAAUAUCUGACACUGCCAGCAGUAUAACUCACUUUAAAUAAAGAGUGAAUCUCUCAAAUAUUAACGAAUUUUAUUUCUUUAUGCCAUCUAUAACCAUUAAACCCUUCUUUGCGCCCAAAUGAGAAAUCAUAAAUCCGUGCGUGUCCGUUUGAUUUUUAAGAUGCCUCCAAAACAAGAUGUGCAUUGUUGAAGUUGGGGCCCAGGGUAGAAUCACAGACGCUUUUGUUCGGGGCUCCCCGUUCCUGCGAAGGCCUGCUGUCGAUCAAGAAGCGAGCGUCCGCCCCCAUCGGCCCUUUCACUGCUGCAGCUGGCUGCCUCUCGCUGCUCGCCGUCUGCUCACUGCAAUCUGUGCUGGAGAGGCCAGAGGAGCUGCAGCUUCAGUAUUAAACCCGGCCUACACACGCUUAUGACGCUCGCCGCCAAAGAACACAAAUAAGACGAGGUAAGCCCGAGCGCACCGGCACGCGCGACUUAAAUACAAUCUAUAUUAUGUAGUCGCACCGCUUAAGAUGAUCUCGAUCCGCGAUGGUUAAAUCGCAGCGCGGUCGAUUUCGAAAAGCGGCAUGUUUGCGGAAGUGAUCGUGCGGUCCAUGUUUUAGCCGCCCCUGUUAUUUGCCUUUACAUGUCAUGUGUGUGUGUCUCCAAAAUAUAUUUCACUCUCACGUGCAUUUUGUCGACACGGUAAGCGUUCGGAAACGUUGAAGAUGCUGUUUGGGUUGGCGAAGUUGACUAGCCAGCGGACCCGUUUGAAAAAUCAAAAUGGCUUCCAUCUUUGUCGUCUCGGCAGAGAGGUUUAUACCUUUGUUUCCCCGUCUCGCAUGUCAGGGAGUAUUAGCGCACUUUUUGACCACGUCAGUGCGGUGGGGGAAGGGAAGUGAGUCGGUCUGGGUGGAGCCUGUAUGAUACGUUCACUGUGGAUCAAUUAUCCAUUGCCCCCUUCGCUGUAAGUUUGAUUUAGUUUAGCCUCCAGCUACUAGGAGAAUUGUUCACUGAUCUUUUUCUCUUCAUUCAUUUCUCUUGAUUAGUUAUGUGCCACCACUUGCAAUGUAGCAUUCCAGUUUCCUCAAAUGCAAAGUGUUAUACGUAAGAGCACAUGGAGAUCUCCUGAACAUCUUUCUUGAUAUAGAGUGCUGCAGGAAUCCCCUGUUUUUGUAGGGUGAUCUAGAAGCUGUCAUCCUACUGGUUGCCUUGAGUGGGAGGGAAAGCAAAUAGGAUAUUCCCGCUGACUUCUGGAUAAGUGCAAAAAAAUAUGUGAACGGUGAAAAUGUAUAAUUCACUAUUAUAAUCUUUAAAAAUGAUCGCAACUUUGAUGUCUAAAUGUAAUUUGCUGAAAUGUAUAAAUAAACUAUGCCACAACCGCAGGACACCGUCAUCACCACUGAGUUUCCGCCAAAUCUUUUAAUCUGUAAAGGCAACAGUUUGGAAAGUUUGAAUAUUUUGCAAAAGCGUGAGCAUAAACACAGCAGGGCUGUAAAAGUAGAUAUUCGCCUUAAUUCAGUUUAAUGUCCCAGUUCCAUUCAGAACCGUUUCGAGAUUCAAAAAAAAAUAAUGACUGGAAUUUUAUGUUGUAGAGUAAAAAACGCAAAGUAUAUUGCGCUUGUGUUAAUCACGGACAUUAUUUCAGGUAUUUAUUCAAAAACCCACUGCCUUCGGGACGGCAGGACCCGAGGUUCAAAAAAUCUCAUCUCGUUUCCCAGUUUUAGGACUCAUUUCUUGCAGCACUCUAUCAUUAACUGAAUGCAGUGCCGGUGUACGAAAUGUUGGUUGUAGUUUUAGUUGCAGCGGAUGUGUGUCAGCUUGCACUCUGGUCUUUUUUUCAACAGUGCUGGGAUGUCACCCAUGCUUCAGGUAGGCACACCACCAUGCCCUUAAUAUCUGGUUAACAGUGUGGUUAUGGGUUUAAAGUACUUGUGUGUGAUCUUGGUUAACUGUCAAGCAAAUCAUCUCCAUUAUGUUAAGUCAUCCCUCUUAACAUGAAAUGACUUUGCAAUACAUGUGGUGGUUUUUUGUGUGCUUGCACUCAAUGGAUUUGUUGGUUUGCUUGUUUUGCAUAGAGUUUGAUGUGUGAAAUGUAACUCAUUACCAUUGUUUAGCUACCGUCUUAUGUCUUCCCCACCUUUCACCUACCCACCAGUAUAUGUAGCCGAUCAGAGGUCCCUGUGCCCCCUCCCUACUCCUCCCAACAUACAUACACACACACACACACACACAGUCACAUACACGCUCACAAACACUCAGUCGGUCAAGAGCUAGUGUGAUGACAGAUAAUGUGCUUUGUCAUGCUGGUUGGUGUCAUGUGUUUUUCCUAUACUGGAUGCAUGUUUGUUACUUUUAGGCUCCUGUAAUCCUGGUUGGCUGGCCACGGAGACAGGGAGUCCUCGUCUCAGUACUGUGGCUCUCCACAUUAGACUUUCUGUUUGGGGUAUCUACUUUCACCUCCAUUUUUAUCUAUUUUCAAAGGAUUGAAGCACAAUUCCAACAUUUUUAUUAGCUAAAUCACUCAUUUGAUAUAGUGUGAGUUAAUGUAUAUUACUUUAAUAAUCUUAAAAAUCCCAUCAUUUACAAAGAUCUACAUUGUAAAUACUUUAUGCGGUUAAGAAUUGACCAUGAAUGCAAAAUGUGAUUUUUUUUUUUUUUUUUUUUUUUGCUUCAAAAUAUUGUGUUGUUCUGAAGCAUAGGAGUUUAUUUUUUUCUUCUGAAAUAUUUUUUAAUUAGACUAAAGCAUUUUUUGACCCAUAGUCAGUCAUAUUAGACUGUUAUCAAGGUCUAUUAUAGUAUUCUAAUUAUCCAUUUUAUUUUUGUAUACCUAGACAUUCAUGGCAAAUGAUUCUAUACAAUCUAAAUGUUCUAAAAGAAUAAUUUAAGUCUGAAUUUGUUUGUAUGUUUUUGUUAGACUGAAAGCACUCAAAUGUGCUUUCAUAGAAUUGUACAUGAUUUUCCUCAAAUUUAUUCUUUGUCAAUUUGUAUUGGUUUUAUAUUCUAGUUUCGAUAUUGCAACCAUUAUUAUUUUUUUACUUUAUAAUGUAAAGAGAAUUUUUACGUAUCUAAGAAACUGGGUAAGGAUUGAUUUUGACUUUGAAUAGAACUGGAUGAAUGUGAACUGACCAUCGCUAUGCCUUUUUUUCUUUUCUGUAGGCUAAACAUGUUCUCCAAGGGCACCAAGCGUAAGUUUUCCGAUGGUGAUGAAGAGAUAUCCGACGAAAGCCUGGUAGGUGCCAGGGUGGCAUCUUCGUACAGCUUGCAACGGCAGUCGCUGCUGGACAUGUCCCUCAUUAAGCUGCAGUUAUGCCACAUGCUGGUGGAGCCCAACCUCUGCCGCUCGGUUCUCAUUGCCAACACAGUCAGGCAGAUUCAGGAGGAGAUGACCCACGAUGGCAGCUGGCAUAUGGUGACUGAGGCGUUCUGCGGUCCAGGACAGAGUCCCUCCGAGCGCUUGGUGGCCACUGAGGUCCUCUGCAGGUCGCGAGAGCAGGAUGCAGAACCUAAACUGUUUUCUGUCAUCAGCUAUGAAGGUUGCCGUGAAGAGGAGGUGGUAGCUGAUGAAACGCUGUGCUCCGUUUCUGUUAGCGAUACUGUCUCUAAUGUGUGCCUGGCAGGGCGUAUGGGCCAGUGCUGGGAGAAGAGUGAGCUCAGUGGUGUAGAGAGGGAUGAAGAGGCCCUUGAAGACUCUAGACUUGGUUCAGGAGAAGACGAGGAGAUAGACGCAGAGGACGGGGCUUCUACAGAGAGUCCAAAGACCAUUGGACAAGUUUUUGGGACAUUUGAAAUAAAAAAUGGUUCCUCGGGUCCAGACUCUGCUCUCGAGGAGCUGUUCUCAGAUGUGGACACCUCUUACUAUGAUCUGGACACCAUGCUGACCGGCAUGCAGAGCGCACCCAAGAUGGGGCCUUAUGACAUCCUUGACAGCUUGGCACCUUCACACAGUUCCCCUUCCAUAGUAUCAACCCCGAACUGUCGUUCUGAUCUUAAUGAAUUGGAUCACAUCAUGGAAAUCAUUGUAGGUUCUUAGGUUCGACCUUAUUCAGAGACUUACACGCUUGUCUUAAUGUUACUGGCUUUUCUGUUCUUUAUGGAAAGCAAGUAAAGUCUGGAGUCCUUUCAGGAAAAAGAGUUGAUGUCUUUUGAAGGAUGGCCUUGAUUUUAUGAGCUGACCAUAGUCAUCUUAUUUGCAUACCCUUUGUAUGUUUUAAUGAUUUUUUCUGUAUUUGUCUGUCCAGACAUGCUGUUUUUUUUUAUUUAAUUUAUUUGUUAUACUCAUGACACUACAGAGAGCAGAACAAGAUGUAUACAAAAGUUGUAAAGCUUGGGAUAUUUUCAUAAGGAGACAAAAGAUUGUCUAAAUGUGUAUAUAAAUUAUAUAUAUUUUUUACAAUAGAUUCUUCUUGUAAUAUGUUACUGUACAUUAUGUACAUGUCUACAAAUUGAUUUUAACCGAAGAGAUUAGAUUCUUAUGUGCAACAACAAGUUUUCUGUUUUUCAAACCCCAUAAACUGAAGGAACUUAAUCUAGUACUACAAUAUACAAAAGCCACCAAGUAUACAUACAAUGAUGCAUGUUUUACAUUUAUGUGCUCAUUUGCACAAAGUAUUUUUUUUUUCCUCUCAAGGUUUGAUUGCAGUUGGCUGUCAAUCAGCUCAGCCGUAGGUUUUGUUUGUUGUUAGACUUCAAAGUUCUUAUAUUUUGUCUUAUCAACAAAUGAAGUAUAAUGGGGCCAACCCAUUUUAUAUUGUGACUUAAUUUAUUUAAUUUAUUUACUGCAAACGGUGAGUGUUGGCUGUGGUCAAACUCAGGGUGGGUUUUUAUCUCUAAAGGAUUUAAUAGGCCUGAUUCACAAAAGCCUUUUGCACAUAGUAAAUCAGAAUUAGUACUUUGUGAAUUGUUUUGCACCAAUUAUCGGUUUAAGCAUUAGUUUUAAAUAACUGUUUUAAUAUUGGUGAUUGGCUUAAGGAUAUCAGUCUAUUAGUCCUCUGGACCCCUCAUAAUGAGAAGGCAUUUGUCAAGUUCUAUGCAUUGAGUGUCAUAACACACUUUAUACAUAUGAAGUGUUUAAAAUGCGUUUAGUACAGUAUUCUUCUUUCUUUUUUUUUUUUUUUUACUUAAGAAUCAGUCAACAAGAAACGGUUUUAUUUCGCUCAAUAUGUUCCCCCAGUUGUUACAUAUAUAUUGUUUGGUUUUUGUCAAAUUGUUUGCAUAAACUAUGUUUGUGCGAAUUAUAGGUUAUUACACUUUGAUAAUUGUUUUCUUCUACAUUGUGUCACACUUAAAUUCUAAGAGGAUGUUGUUUAUUGUAUGAUCUUAAACUAGUAUAGAGUAUAAACAUUUUAUAUGAGCAUUGUAGCUUUUUUAACGUUUUUUAAUAAAAAGGUACAACUUAAGAAAA
Molecule: messenger RNA, 5502 nt
Organism: Puntigrus tetrazona (Sumatra barb)
Lineage: Eukaryota; Metazoa; Chordata; Actinopteri; Cypriniformes; Cyprinidae
Gene: cdca4
Product: cell division cycle associated 4
Exons: 2
Coding region: 3235-4131 (298 amino acids)
Cellular component (GO): nucleus
Molecular function (GO): transcription regulator activity
Source: RefSeq, a predicted model, not a curated record